AUGACUGAUCUCAACCCACUACAACACGACGAGAAUCCAGGGCCAUCGAGUUCUAUGGGUCCUCCUUUAUUUAUUCCUUCGUCAACGGCUGGUCCAAUCAGACGACGCCGCUUUAGUACAGCUAAGAUCCAGCCAACCCGAAUCAAAAAAGUGAUGCAGUCAGAUGAAGAGAUUGGGCGGAUGGUAGCUUCCGUACCGGUGGCUAUUGGAAGAGCAAUGGAACAUUUUGCUGAAAAAUUCCUCCAGGCAGCUGCACAGGCUACUCAGCUGAGCAACUCGCGGACCCUUACUCCUGCGCACAUGAAGCAAGCAAUGAUGGCAAAUCGUCAUUUCCAUUUCCUCGCCGAUAUUUUUAAAGAAGUAGCCGUCCCUGGACGCAUGGGUACAGAAUUUGAUCCUUCUGGCACUCGUCAACAGAUGCAACUUUUACAGGCUGGUCUUCCUACGGCGAUUGCACAAACCACUGCAGCGAGCCCUUUGAAUAGCCCUUGUACUCCCAUUUCUCCAAUGGACUCAAGUUGCUCUACUUCGUAUGGAGUUCUACAGCCACCGAACGGCUCACCAUAUUCAGUUCCACUACCAGCGUCUGUUCCCUACAAUGUACCCUAUUCUCCACUGCUGCCGAAUAUGAAUAUGGCAGGACAAACACAGAAUGUCGCCUCUAUGCAGUACCAAUCGCCUGCUGCAACCAUAGCAGCAGCGAUACCAACACCACCCGCAGCACCACCCUCUUCGACGCGGAAGGCACUUAAUGGAAAGAAGGCUGAUUCUUGUGUUGAAGGGGAGAAACCGAGAAGGGGGCGUCCGCGUAAAAUUAAGCGUUCUGACAAGUGUCUUGACGAAGAGUUAUGCGAAGAAGUUACAAAUGGAAUUGAGAAAGAGGAUCAGGACCGUGCAUUGAUGCCACCGCCCGCACUUCCGCUAGGACGCGCCAAACCCGUUGCAUGA
This is a messenger RNA of Necator americanus (New World hookworm), 948 nucleotides long. RefSeq lists its product as uncharacterized. Lineage: Eukaryota; Metazoa; Nematoda; Chromadorea; Rhabditida; Ancylostomatidae. Gene Ontology annotation, cellular component: negative cofactor 2 complex; nucleus. Bases 1 to 948 code for a protein of 315 amino acids. The transcript is spliced from 9 exons. Gene Ontology annotation, molecular function: core promoter sequence-specific DNA binding; protein heterodimerization activity; RNA polymerase II general transcription initiation factor activity. Gene Ontology annotation, biological process: transcription by RNA polymerase II. The record is from RefSeq and is a predicted model, not a curated record.